Aspergillus aculeatus ATCC 16872 is the source of this 1474-nucleotide messenger RNA. Its product is annotated as arylamine N-acetyltransferase family protein. Gene Ontology annotation, molecular function: acetyltransferase activity. Bases 198 to 1157 code for a protein of 319 amino acids. The transcript is spliced from 3 exons. Lineage: Eukaryota; Fungi; Ascomycota; Eurotiomycetes; Eurotiales; Aspergillaceae. The record is from RefSeq and is a predicted model, not a curated record.
CAUGAAGUUAACAAACGGUCGAUGAUUUAUUUACUGGUAUGCUAUAGAAGCAGGCAAGAUCGUGACCGAGUUGCACCCAAACGGAUAAUUCUCCACAAUAUCAUCCAUCCAGACGAACUGCCGGACACUCCCGGCAUUCACAAGCUUUAACUCAGCCCCCAAUCAAAUUGACCUCAACUCAAACCCAGCGACGAACCAUGGCUGCACCAUCAACAUAUACCCCCGAUAAGCUGGAGCUCUACCUGGAGCGCAUUGGGUUCCCUAAUGCCACGCCUGGUAGCAGACAACUGGAAUAUGUCCGCGACUCUAUCCAGAAACGCCCUCUGGCCACUUUGACCGAGCUGCAGCGAGCACACAUAACCUCGAUUCCGUGGGGGAAUUCGGGGCUUCACUACUCAGCGCACCACUCCAUCUCAAUCCGUCCGGCAUGCGUCUUCGAGAAAUUGGUGUCCCGCCGGCUUGACGGCUACUGCAUGGAGAAUACUAUGCUGUUCUACCAUGUCCUCCGAUCGCUGGGGUACACGGUCUACCCAACCGGAGGGCGAGUGAACACUGCAGCCUCCGAUGCGUCGACCGACAGCCGCAACUGGUUGUUUGUAGGCACGACACACAUGGUCUUGAUUGUGACCAUCGACGGCGAGAAAUACGCGGUGGACGUCGGGUUCGGCAACAACGGGCCUACCUGCCCCUUGCCGCUGCAGCAUGGAAGCGCGCGGGUGAAUAUAGCCCCGUCGGAAAUGCGGCUCAUCUACGAUACUUUGCCCGAAUUCGUGGACCAGACGCAGAAGGUUUGGAUAUACCAGGUCCGGUAUACGCGGGACAGCACCUGGAUGCCCAUGUACUCGUUCUCCGAGGUGGAGUUCCUCCCGCAGGAUUUCGAGGUCAUGAACUUUGCCACCAGUCAGCGGCGAACGAGCUGGUUCACCCAGACGCUGGUUUGCACGCGGAUGCUGCUGGAUGACAGCGGACAAGGAGUUAAAGGGCUCUGUAUCCUGGCUGGAAACACAGUGAAGGUAAGGGCAGCCGGACAUUCGGAGGUGGUCGAAACCUUGAAAAGCGAGGACGACCGCGUCAAGGCGUUGGCCAAAUGGUUCGAUAUGCACUUCCAAAGGCAUGAAAUCGAAGGCAUUCGCGGGUUGGUCUCUCAAAUCAAAUAGAAUGUUUGGACAUUUUUGGAAUUCUACCGUCGCAGCGAGGAAAUCGCUGGCUCGGCGACAAUUGUACAGAUAACAAAGAAUGAGGUUAUUCUUUCUAACCCGAGGCGUGGAUAUUUCUCUCAAAGCUAAUGCAGGACGAACAAAUGAGGCACAAAUAGAUAAUUGCAGACAUGGCGCAGAGAUCGCCUUAGUAAAUCCGUUUCUCGAGCUGCAGCACAGGUCAGUCGUCUGAACAGGAAGCGCGCAUAGCAACCAAAAGCAGGUAGCACUGUACCUUCCAGGGGUUGUUGAGUUCGAAGCCCGUGGGGGCUGUGGGG